Molecule: messenger RNA, 2016 nt
Organism: Haliaeetus leucocephalus (bald eagle)
Lineage: Eukaryota; Metazoa; Chordata; Aves; Accipitriformes; Accipitridae
Gene: TRMT10C
Product: tRNA methyltransferase 10 homolog C (S. cerevisiae)
Exons: 2
Coding region: 173-1420 (415 amino acids)
Biological process (GO): positive regulation of mitochondrial translation; mitochondrial tRNA 5'-end processing
Cellular component (GO): nucleus; mitochondrion; nucleoplasm
Molecular function (GO): tRNA binding
Source: RefSeq, a predicted model, not a curated record
UGAGGUGAGCUCGGGAUGGCGGAGGGGUCGGGGCCGCCGCGGGGCGGCCGUUAGUCGCGUCCGCCCGCCCGCCCCCUUCCCUUCCCGGGGCGGACGAGAGGGAGGCCAGGCGGGCUGGAGCGCGGCCGGAGCUCGGGCAGAUUAAGUGUUUGAACACAAUACAUGUCUAAGUAUGCAGUCUGCUAAUAUGCUUCUGAAAAAAUUUGUAAGAAGUUCUGUCCUUCCAUUUGCUGCACAACAUGGGAUGAAGAAGGAUUUGUUUCCAGUCAGUAGAACUCUGAGUUUAUCACUUUGCCUGAAGCAGGACAAUUCAUGCAGUCCUUCAGAAAAACUAGAUUUAGAUGCAUGGAAGAAGGUAAUGAAGUCUGGGUUCCAAGAAGAAGUCAGUGAGACGGUCUCUGAGCAUAAGGAGCUUUCCACUUUGGCUGCUGCACGUGAGACUUUGGAGAUGUGGAGACUAGCUGGCAGAUCAGUUCCAGAAAAUAUCACUGAAGAACAGCUACAGACCUUUAUGGAAUGUCCUUCCAAGUCAGCCAAAAAGAAGUACUUAAGAUAUUUGAAUCUCAAAGAACUUUACAAGAAAAACGACAGAAGAAAGAUGGAUGAGAAAAGGGAAAGGAGGCUGGAAACACAAGAGCAAGCUUCAAAAACUGAUGAGACCAAAAGGAAUUCAUUCAUAUGUUUGUGGGCCAGCUGUAUGGAUAGAGCAUACAGUUGGAGGGUUGCUCAGUCUAUGAUCUUUGGCCAACCUCUAGUAUUUGACAUGUCUUACGAAAAAGAUAUGUCCGUCCGAGAAGUCACAAAUACAGUGAGACAGAUAGUAUUAAGUGAAAGCUGCAAUCGAAGAUCUGUGGAUCCGUUCCACAUCCACUUCUGUAACUUCAAAGAUGAUAGCCUCUAUCAUAAGGAAUUUGUCAAGCAUUAUAGAGAUGCAUGGGGCAAAUUGCUUAUCACUGCAACAGACCAGUGCUACACAGACGUGUUUCCAAAGGAUAAGCUUAUCUAUCUGACUGCUGACUCUCCCAAAGUAAUGAAGACAUUCGAUCAUGAUAAAAUCUAUAUUAUCGGGUCAAUGGUUGAUAAGAGCAUAAAAACAGGAGUCUCUUUAGCACGGGCAAAGCGACUGGGGCUGGAGACUGCAGCCCUUCCCUUGGAGAAGUACUUGCUUUGGAAUGCUGGUGCCAAAAAUCUCACAUUGGAUCAAAUGAUGCGUAUUUUAUUAACCUUGAAAGAUACUGGAGACUGGAAGAAGGCUCUGGAAUUUGUUCCGAAAAGGAAAUACUGUGGCUUUGUAAGCAGGCCUCUACAUGAACUGAAAAAAAGCUUAAACUUGAUCAACACACUUAAACUUGGAAAGAGACAGGAAGAAUUACGAAAGCAAUUUGCCAAGAACUACUCUAAGAAGCUAAUGCAAAAGUAGAGUGAUGGGGAAGAGAAUGAUUUUUUUUUUAUGGGCAAACUGUGCCCUUGAAUACCCAGUUUCUUGGGACUUUGGGAACUGUAUUCAGCUCUUUAAAUAUGCCUUUGUUCAUUAAGUUUGAAAGGACUUGUAGUAAGGGAUAUAUUUUUUUUAAUUACCUUAGUAUUCCAGCUGUUUAAAUUUAUUCACGUUAUUGAAAUUAUGUAAGAGAAAAAAGAGAAUCUGUUCUAAAAAAUCACUCUGUACAAAGAAUAUCAGUCUGUUCAGUUGAACCAUGCUAGGACAAGGCUGAUUGUAACUGAAUGCAAAGGUGAUUCUUCAGAGAACACCUCAGUGCUUUGGGUUUGCAAUGGGUGGAGGCCAUCCACAGUCUUGUUCUGAAAGGUUAGCCAAGAGGAAAUAGAAGAGGCCUUUCCCUGUGACUUCCCAAAUCUUCUCUUGCUGUGUAGAUGAAUUGACUUUUGAUGGCUGAACUAAAACCAAAUGGUUAAAACCUAGCAUGAGGUUGCAGAGUUGCACAGUUUGUUUCUGGGUGUUCUAUCUGGCAUGAAUCAAGUCCCUGUUUGGAAGGAAUAAACCAAAUUUUUUGACCCUGC